AUGUUCUUCCGUCGUCGAAAACCGUCGUCUGAACAGCAAGAUUUACAGAAGUACGGUCAACUUACAGUGUUCGACGCUUUUGACAGUCCCGUCCUUGCUCUCACCAAGGAGAAACCUCCAAAGCAAAGCAAAAUUAACAUCGAACAAAGGGGAAAAUCUACCGUCGCUGCCAAUCCGCCCAUCUUCUGGUUUGAGCAUGAAGCGUCCGACUAUAUACAAACGGCCGAGCAGGCCCUUUCGAGUCACCCAAAGAAUGGAUUCAUCAGGACCACUUACAUGCCGGCACUUUAUCCCCAAUGCCCACUAAAUUCUGAAGCCGACGUUGUUAGGGCAACGGCACUAUGGAUCCUUCAUCCCAUCAUUUUGACCCUCCAGGAGAUGUUCGAUGAUGUACGGUGCAGCUCUGAGGAUGGCAGACAGGGUGUCCGAUGUGAUACCCUCAUUUCUAUUGACAAAAAGAGUGUUUUUGUCUUCGAGUACAAGAGCAGAGGAUAUCUAGUAGGCAAGCAGUAUCUUGAUGGCCGUCUAGAUCUACCGAAGGCGCGAGACUCUAGAUCUCUGCUGGACUUCGAGAAAGCCUACAGAGCCAGAGUCGAGUCGGAGAUCCAAGACCUCGAUGUGGAAAGAGGAAAGGCUAAACCCGGAUAUUGGGUACCCUCGCGCCUUGGUCACAAUGCAGCCUGCAUCACCAAGCAGGCACAGGCCUACUCCAAGAGCUACGGGACGCGAUAUGUGGCUUGUUUUGACUGGGACAACCUUUUCCUUUGGAACUUUGCCGGCAACACGUGGGCGGAAGGGAUCAAACCGUUUGGCGACCGCCCGUUCAAACAUGAGACGUGGGCCUGGGGAACUCUCGUUACCGACCGGGCUAGCUUUCGGAAAGUCCUACUCGGCUACAUCCUCCAGGCAUAUGACGACUGCCACAAUCGUGAUAGACAGACCAUGGGACCGAAACCUUGGUCGCAGACGGAGAAGGAAAAAGAACUGGAAGCGGCCGCCGCCGCGAAUGUGGCCGCCAACGCAGCUGCAUACCAGAGGAACAGAUGUGACAUGCCAUCAGCUGUUGGCAGUUCUACACAGCGUGUGCCCUCCAGCUCGGACCGCGACCGCUUGCCUAGGCAUGACAAUCCUCGUGAUCAGCAGCCGCAAACACCACAGCGGCCUCGACCGCCACCGUCGGCUUCAAGCUUGACCCCUUCUCAGUUACGAGGCUCGAGCCGUGAUAGGCCAUCGCGGCCCUCGGACCCGCGGCAACUUUCAAGUGAGAGGGAUGUCUCAGCCCAGCGACUCUCUUCAGAUCACCGUCAAAGUCCAGACCGCCCACGCAUUUCAGACCAGCGGGCUCAAUCAGAUCAGCGACAACCUUCAAACCAGCAGCUUUCUCCAGACCACCGAUACCCUGCAGGCCAGCGGUAUCCUUCGGACCAGAGACUUGCUCCGAACCACGGAUAUUCAGACCAGUCUGUGCGAGCCUCGCCGAGUCUUUUGACAGCGACAGAUCCACGACGCGGCUCAUCACACGAUCGGUUGUCGUCUUCCUCUUCGUCUCACGCGAGACGGGAUAGCUCCCCGCACCAGCCAUCGACAGAUUAUCCCGUGUACGACAGGCCACACAGCCGGUCCCGUCAUUAUGUCGACGAAACUGGGUACGACUACCGCCCACAGCAAGCGACACCGUAUCCGCCGGAUGACUAUGGUGUCCCGAGAUAUACCGAUAUGCCCCCUCCGCCCUCGACCUCGCGUUCCAGACAGGAACCACCGUCGGCUAGUUUACCGCAACCGAAGAGGAGUUUGCAGCAGAGACAGCAUGGGUCCAGCCACCACCGCGCUCCGUCAUCAUCAUCUGGUCAAGGCUCCACCUCAGGCAUAGCGGGCCUGCUUGCAGAAUCAGCAGACGUUGUGAAGGAAUCGCGGCGGGGACCGAUCAACGGCGUGCCACAGGUGCUAGUCAUGCGAGAGGACUCACUGGAGAAGGACUCUGGGCGGACCACCACCAACAAGCGUAACAAGUCUUUGGGUCUUUGGUAG
Messenger RNA from Pyricularia grisea, 2028 nucleotides. RefSeq lists its product as uncharacterized. NCBI's taxonomy places the organism in Eukaryota, Fungi, Ascomycota, Sordariomycetes, Magnaporthales, Pyriculariaceae. The record is from RefSeq and is a predicted model, not a curated record. The transcript has a single exon. Bases 1 to 2028 code for a protein of 675 amino acids.